UACGUAGUUCGUCUCUCUCUCAGUUUGCUUGCCUAGGGGGGUGCUGUGACUGCUGUCCACUACCGCGCGCAUACGCCCGAAAGGUGGUGCAGUCAAGGCGAAUAUUUACUAGUAAAACAUGGAACAACAAAAGCAGAGGGUAGCGGAGAAGGGCGGCUUGAAGGAAGAAUCUCACGGUCUCCUGUCUGCAGGGAGCAAACGGCAUAGCGUGGAAAGAAACUGCUUAUUCUGCUUCAUCUUGGCCGUCGCCGUGUUGGUAUCUGCGAGCGUGGCUCUGGCGCUGGGUCUCGGGAUCGGCUACGGCCUCAGCGAGUCCAUCGGUUCCGAAGAAAGCAGCAGCGGGUCCAGCGGGUCCAGCGGGACCUACGAGCACGCAGCAGUCGCCACAGACGCUCCGCAGUGUUCCGUGGUCGGUGCAGAUAUUCUCCGCCACGGCGGGAGCGCAGUGGAUGCGGCAAUCGCGAGUCUCCUCUGCGUCGGAGUCAUAAACUUCCACUCGACUGGAAUAGGGGGCGGCGGAUUUAUGGUCUUCUACAACGCAACAAGCAAGAUUGCGACGUCUCUGGACUACCGCGAGACGGCUCCCGGCAGGGCCAACUCGUCCUUGUACGCACCAUUUGGUCCCAACGAGACGGAAUCGCUCUACGGUGGCCUUGCAAUUGCGGUUCCAGCGGAGCUGAGGGGACUAGAGCUAGCUCACAGGAAGUUUGGGAAACUGCCCUGGAAGGAUUUGUUUGAGCCUGCAGCACAAAUUGCUGACGAAGGCUUCAUAGUCUCCCCUCCAAUUUCAGCGGCUAUCGCAGCAAUGCAAAACACCAUAAUUGAGGGAAACUACACCGGCUUGAAGCAUCUACUGGCUCCCGAGGGUGUGUGGCUAAAGGAAGGAGACACAAUAUAUCGCAAGAAGUAUGCCCAGACCCUGAGAGACAUUGGGGCCUCUGGUAAUGCCAGCUACUUCUACGAUGGCCAGUUCAUGAAGAGGAUGGUGGAGGAGCUGAAGGAAAACGGGGCCAUUCUGGAAGAGGAGGAUUUUCUGAACUACACAGCCAUAGAGCGAGAACCUGUAGAGAGUGAGUUUGAUGGACUGAGAAUAAUAGGUGUUCCCCCACCGUCCAGUGGUGCAGUUCUGGCUCUCAUUCUCAACAUCCUGCAAGGAUACGACUUCAAGGCAGACGAUUUUGGUUCCCUGGCUUACCAUCGUAUGGUGGAGGCUUUCAAGUUUGGCUUUGGCCAGAGACUAUUGCUCGGAGACCCUGCUUUCAAUGAUACUAUUCAAGGGGUGGUCGACUAUAUGCUGCUGAAUACAACGGCAGACUACAUGCGCUCAAGGAUCCAGGACAACACUACCCACGAUCCAUGCUACUAUCGAGAGCCCAUGGCGGUAUCCAUACCCUCUGACCAUGGAACCUCCCACCUCUCAGUACUGGCCCCGAAUGGUGACGCAGUCGCUGCCACUAGCACUGUCAACAACUACUUUGGCAGCCUGGUUCGCUCAGAGACAAGUGGUGUGAUUUUCAACGAUGAAAUGGACGACUUUGCUAUUCCUACCAGAGAUGAUCCAACCUACCUCUUGCCCACCGUCCCCAACUACGUGGAGCCAGGGAAGAGGCCUCAGUCUUCUACCACACCCACAAUCCUCCUGGAUGGAGAUCGAGUGAAGAUGGUUGUGGGAGCGUCCGGUGGAGCUAAGAUCACCACAGCCGCUGCCCAGGCAAGCCACAGCACACACCAUGUUAUUCUGGACGUACUGGACUUUGGCAAGGGGCUGAGCGAAGCGAUACAAUACCCUCGUCUCCACCAUCAGCUCUACCCCAACUACAUCCGAAUCGAGAAAGACUUCCCUCAGCAGUUCCAGGAAGGUCUGAGGGAGAGAGGACACGACGUUGUGGUGAGCUCCAGUUAUGCCGUCGUCCAAGGCAUCAUCAGGAGCGGUGGGUACAUCCAUGCGACCUCUGACCCAAGAAAAGGUGGAAAACCAGACGGUUUUUAGGAAGAGACAGUGCUAUUUUUGUUACAUACCAAAUCAACCAGGCACAUUUUUGAUGUCAAAGUUUUUCGAGUGGCAAUGAUCAAAUUAUAUAUAUGAACUUGCUGUUGCCAUUUUUAUCGCAUGAUAUUGAACACGAUGCGACUGGUCCCUGCAACAUGACUAUCCACAGAUGAAAAGAAAAUAUACAUAGCUAAUGAUGACAGAGAAAGAAAGUAAUCAAGACCACAUAGAGAGGGUCCAGAGAGCAAUGGCAAUAUUGACAACCAUCAAAACACUCCCCGUCACUAGAACCACUCCACAGAUCUGUCGACGUGUCUUCUCCUGCAAGUGGCUCUCGCAGCAGAGCUCCACCAGAGCUGUGAGCGUCCACUGCCCGUCGAGAUAGUAGGCCGGGACCAUGUUGAGGAGAGCCAGUGCACUCGAGAAUGACACGAGGUACAUGAGUAGAUUCUGAAGGAGCUCCGGAAGCCAGGAGGGGGAGAGGGAGGAGCUGGGGAUGUAGCUGGAAGUUGAGAGAGAGAAGGGGAGAGAUCGAGGGUCACCUAGGAAUAAGACAUCCGGCCCUUCGCUGUGGGAGAUGCGAACGAGACGAGAUUCCGGAGAGAUUGCUGGAAAAGCGCAGGCAAAGUCUAAAACUCCAGUGCAGUCUCUGGAGUGUUGGCAAGGCUCUCUAGCGCUCACUGUACGGGCCGUCAGACAGUGGAAAAUUGAGGGUCGCCCCUUUGUAGGGAAGACCUGGAAACAAAUGUCCGACUGGGUGUCCUUGUCGCAGCACUCCCUUCCCCCGUCUUCUAGCAGAGUGGUCUGGUUAAGAAAGAACCUCUCCUGUCGGUCGAGUAGCUCUGAAAACAGACAGUAUCCGGGCUGGUUCUUGUUCCCGAGUUCCUCGAUACACUGGAACCAGUCUGGAGUACUGUGUACAAGGCACCCGUUCAUCUUAGUGAUGAUCUCCCCCGCUUUCAGUUUGUCACUUAGAACUGAAUCUCCCUCCACGGAUGUCACAUAUGCACCCACACCGGUCGUAUACAGAGGCGCUAAUAGGAGGGGCAGAGCCCAUAAUAGGAGUAUGGAGAAGAGGACUAGAAUCACAUUGUGCCACACACCGGCACAGUAGAUCCUCAACUGUCUCUUUGGGGAUAUGACGGCGAGGUGAUCAGAGUGUAAGUCAACAAACGCACCCGGGUAGAGAAACAUGACAAAGAUACCGAACCCGUUGACCCUGACUUGCUCCAGCGAGGCGGCAAAAGCGUGGCCGGCCUCGUGAAACACUCCGCACACUACGAGAGUGACCACGUAGUAGGAGAGGUCUCUCCAGGGAAGGUUAACCCCUGGCAUUACUGGAGUGAGGACGGGUCGAGUGUCCUGGUAGAGGUUGAGGGAUUGGAAGAGGGUGAAGAUUAGGACGAUGAUUGAGGAAAACAUGAGGACGACGCCAGCUAGAGCACCGACCGUGAACCACAGUCUGCUCACGUGCUUGCUCCACGUCCCCGCCUUCUGGAAGAACCUGUUGAACUUGGUUGUGUAGCAGCGCACGUGAGCAAACGACAAGGACACGCCCCAUUCCUCCAGUCGAGGGCCGUAAACGGAGCUCAGCAGGCGGUACCGACGGAGCCCGCGGUCCACAAGAAGAGGAUGAACCAGAAGAGAAAUACCACUGCGAACGUCUGCAGCAUCGACGACAUUGCCCGGCAAUAGCCGGGCUCAUCCUUCGCUCGCUCGACGAACCUUUGAACUUUGUCUACUCAUGCGCAUGCGCACAUUUAGAGGGCGUACAGCCAGAAAAACUCUGGAAAUGGGUGGUAGAAAGCCGUGCAACUCGUUCAUAAAAAUCAAACACGGAGAUAAUGAGCUAGGUAUCUUCAACCCUGACUGCCCCAUGAAGCUGCUAGUGGACAGCAUCAGGAAGAGGUGCAACUGUCCAACUCGAGAGCUAGCAGUUGCAGGGGAGGGGUUAGACUGCCACGGGGAAGUGGCAGUAACUGACGUCACGGAGCUUCCAGAGAACAUGGACAACGGAAGACCUUACUUCACCGACAGAGGGUCCUACGUCUUGCUGACACUACAAAGAAAAGGAGACCAGUUGGAGUACGAGGCGAUGCUUGACGAAGAACACGUGUCUCCGGCACUGAAAGACAAAAUCCAUACACUGAACAACCCGAAAGCAGAGCCCAGGCGACCGGCUCGAGUCAGUAAAAGCAAGCCACAGUCCAGAAACACUAGCAGAAAGACUUCGACAGUAGCUAGAAAGAAGUGAAGUUCUUUUGACUCUCGUUAUAUAAAUGGGCGUGGCCACGUGCCACGUUCACGUGACAAAAUUAUUAACGCAAUACAGAUGGCGGUCGCCAAACGUAAACUCGAGAAGUUGAGUUGUGUUUAGGAAGACCCUGAACUGCGACAGUGAGUUUGUUGCCAGUCAGGAAGGCAGCCGAGGGUCUGCUUAUUGUGUCAGACGGUUGAUAAGUCUUCUGUGCGGAGAUCUCCGAGAGACCCGACCAGGAUUGUGAAACUACCGCUCGUGGAGGCGCCUUCCCCCCGUGGAAGACGUGGCGCCGUAGUAUGUGAGCUUGUGCGCCAGGCAAAGGUCGUGGACGAGUCAGAAAAGGCCACCAGUUGCAACUUGAACCCUUAGACGAACCUCUCUCUGCUAAGACUACCCGCCCCCACCUACCUCCCCUCCCCCCACGCUCCUCGACCGCCGCUUCGUUCGUAGUCCUGUCUCUUCUCCGCGGGAGAACUAGCGAGAGUUCAUAGCUAGCCAACCAUGCCGAUAGGAGGGAAGGGACCGAAGGUUAUCAUCGGUAAGAACUCUGAGCUGUCGCAGUACAUCCUUGACGAUGACCCGGAGGCCAUCUUCAUCGACCAGCGAGAGAUCGGCCACGGGAGCUUCGGCGCCGUGUACUACGCCAGAAACCGUGUCACGAGUGAGGUCGUUGCGGUGAAGAAGAUGAACUUCUCUGGGAAGCAGGCCCAAGAGCAAUGGUCGGACAUUGUGAGAGAGGUCAAGUUUCUCCACAGCUGUGACCACGAGAACUGUAUCCGAUACAAGGGAUGCUACCUCAAGGAUCAAACCUGCUGGCUUGUCAUGGACUACUGCCUUGGUUCUGCCUCCGACAUCAUUGAAGUCCACAAGGCCCCCCUCCAAGAGGUUGAGAUACAAGCCAUAUGCCACGGAGCUCUAACCGGGCUGGUCUACCGGUGCAACCGAACAACCGGAUUUUGUUCCACCGGGACAUCAAGCAGGCAUGUUUCGACUCACGGAGAGGCUGUGUCCAAACUAGCUGACUUUGCUCGGCUUCUCUGAGAUCACCUGCCAACUCCUUCGUGGGUACUCCUUUCUGGAUGGCUCCGGAGGUUAUCUUGGCUAUGGAUGAAGGCCAGUAUGAUGGAAAGGUCGAUAUCUGGUCACUGGGCAUCACCUGCAUCGAGAUGGCCGAGAGGAAGCCCCCACUGUUCCACAUGAACGCCAUGAGUGCCCUCUACCACAUAGCCCAGAUCGACCCUCCGAGACUCGCUCACCCCGAAGACUGGUCAAACGGGUUCCAGAAACUGGUCACGCGAUGUCUGCAGAAGGCUCCGGAGGAUAGACCAACAGCUGAGGAACUGAUGCAGGACGAGUUCCUAAGUUCGUGUGGGGACCAGUCGGGGGACGUGCUGUUCCAGCUGGUACAGAGGACCAAGGACGCCGUCCAGCUCCUGGACAACCAGAACUACAGGCGGCUCCAGAAGAUGUUGAUGAGCACCGAGGAAGAGGGAGAGGAGGCCAGCACAGAGAACGACGACAUCGAGUCCGAACCACCGAGUGACGCAGGGACGGAGGAGUGCAGCGGCCUGUCACCCGGUUUCUCCUCCCACUCUCCGUCCCCCUCUCAGACAGCCUCUCCUCGCAGAGCAGGGUGGAGGGCGGCGUACGUCGCGUCAGGAGCGAAGAGAACACUCAGAGAAUCAGCAACAGUAGCGCCAGUCUACAGGCUCUGACUUAUACACGCACACACGCAACACACGCACGAUACACCAGGCACACCAGCACAGCAGCCUCUGUUGCAGCGAGCGACGGCCCCGGAACUCUCCGUCCAGAACCACUCCUCCCCCUCCCCCUCCUCCUCUCUCUCCCGCCCUCCCCACCCUCAGGAGAGGGCGCACCGCGUCGUGGGACGCUCGCAGAGCGAGUCGGUCACCCACAGCGUCGCGAAGCCGGGCAGAGAGAUGAGACUCAAGUCAGAGGCCUCUCUGUUGAAGAGACCAGAGCCAAAGGGAGCUCGCAGCUCCGAGCAGCGGAGGUCUGACCACUCGACUGCGUCUGCUGAGGAGGUAGCCAGGAGAGUGACUGGGACGGCAGACGGGUUCUCGACGCUGCGUUCUCAUUUCAUGGUGAGUCGCCAGGCGGCAGAGUGGCAGCUGCAGUCGGAGCUCAAGGAACAGAUGCAGGGCUACAAGAGACUCAGACAGACCCACAAGGGACAGAUGCAAGUGCUGGAAUCGCGGCAUAAGAGCGAACUGUCGACUCACUACAAGUCCCAAGAGAGGGAGCUGGAGCAGCUGAAGACGAGCUACGAGAGGGACAUUGAGAGACUCAGAUCUCGACAGCGGGCAGAGAUGGACCAGCGGUACAAGUACGAGACAAACGAGGAGAGAAAGUUUGAGAAGUCGCUGCGAGACAAGAGAGACUCUGAGAUGAAGAGAUUUCUCGGGCCAGCAGAAAGCCGACUACAGAGCGACCAAGAAUCUCUUCAAGACUCGACUGGAGGAGGACCAGAGUCUGCAGGGUCCGCAGAGAAAGGCUCUGCUGGAGGACAGGAAGAAGGAGCUCCUGACGCAGCAGAAGGCCAGCGAGAACGAACACCUCCAAAUCCUCGACACCAUGGCCAAACAUGAGAGAGUCGAGUUCCAGCAGAUGCUGCUGCAGGACAGACAGGGCUUUGAGAAGGCCCUCCUACAAGAGGAACUAAACAUCAUGCAGGUCCACAAGGACCAGGUGCAGGAGAUGAGACGAAGACACCUGGCGGCCACCAUUGACCUCCAGUACCAGCAGCUGAAGUCGCUCCACGAGAUCAGAAUGGACCACCUCUCGAAGCAGCACGCCUCGAGUGGGACAACCAGCUGGCCUACAGCAAGAAGGCCGACAGAGAGAUGAGGAAGAAACACGUCCUGGAGCUCAAGGAGCAUCCCAAGAGCUUGAAAGUGAGUGAGUCACAGAUCAAGCGACAGUACCACAACACAGUUAGGGUCCAGCAGAAACAGUACAAGCUGCUCCAGAAGCAGAUGAUCGCCACGAUGCCCAAAGAGAGACAUCGCGAGGUCCUCCGACAGACCAAGGAGGAGCAGAUGAGGAAGAUCGCCAUGCUGGCUCUGCAGUAUGAGAGAACCAUUGCCGACAUGGCUCAGAAACAGACCGUGAAGAUCGACGAGACUCAGUUGAAGGAACAAGAGGCUCUGAGGAGACAGCUGCAGCAGGAGCAGGACAUGCUACAGGCGUUUCAGGAGGCGCAGGACGAGAAACUGAGAGUCCAACACGAGAGAGAGAGAACGGCUCUCCAGGAGAAGGUGGAACUCAGCAAGAGAGAACUGGACAAAGAGAUCUUUGAGGAGAGUUCAAAGCUGCAGAACAUUCGACUGGAGAGGCAGCAGGCGUUGCAGAAGAAACACCUCCGGGAGUUGAAGGAAUUCGCCGAGGCCUACAGCAACGACAAACUCCCAUCGUCAUCUUCAUCGUCGUCUCAGAGAGAGAGACAGAACUCUGAGCAUGGCUCGAUUAGUUCUGAACAGAGCCACUGUAGCAGUCAGACCUCCAUAGGGAAAGUCUCGUUAUGAUGUCGUCUAGUAUUGUAUCAACAGCAGCACACACACGCUCUCCCACUGUCUGUGUAUUAUCCUAAUGAUUAUUGUAUAUUAUAGUAGUGUCUGAAACUAUUACUGUUGAGUAUCAGUUUCACUGCACAGUAUUAUUAUUGUGCAAGUGAACCACGCUACCUACAAUGGAAUACAAGAAGGAUGCAGGGCUAGG
Geodia barretti is the source of this 7991-nucleotide messenger RNA. The record is from the annotation of a GenBank genome assembly. NCBI's taxonomy places the organism in Eukaryota, Metazoa, Porifera, Demospongiae, Tetractinellida, Geodiidae.